Penicilliopsis zonata CBS 506.65 is the source of this 611-nucleotide messenger RNA. RefSeq lists its product as hypothetical. Bases 75 to 611 code for a protein of 178 amino acids. The record is from RefSeq and is a predicted model, not a curated record. The transcript has 2 exons. NCBI's taxonomy places the organism in Eukaryota, Fungi, Ascomycota, Eurotiomycetes, Eurotiales, Aspergillaceae.
CGAUCUCCAAGUCGACAGGAAGUAUCAGCAUCUCCUGGAGUUUUUUUUAACAGUCUUUCCCGAGCAUCAAGGAAAUGGCAUCCUAUCUAUCAGGCAGCGAAGCUUUUGCCCGUGAAAAGGCUGCGCAGGAUGGAUCAACCACUUCAUCGUCGACUGCCUGGGCCGACAAGUACCGUGGGGCCACCGUUGAAGAUCUGGAUCCUCCCCCCGCCCUCUCGGUAUCGCCCGACGACCAGAUCUCCGCCGCCCUCCUGGCGGCGUAUGAGCGCGAUUACACGCACCUGACGGUGAUCUCAUCCCACCGCUCGCUCAUGGGGUACCUGAGCAUCCCGCGGCUGCGCACGAUGCUCUCGGAGGGGGUGGUAAACGAAUCCGACCCGGUGUCUGCGGCGAUGCAGCGGUUCAAUCGCAAACGAGGCUCGUACCAGGUGAUCACCAUGGAGACACCCCUGGAGGAGCUGGAACGCUUCUUCGAGUGCGAGGCUGGACCAGACGGGACAACGCGCGAGAAGCAACUGUUUGCUGUUGUCACGGACGCAUCGCGGAAGUUUGUGCUCGGGGUGGCCACCAGGGCGGAUCUGGAGGAGUUUGUCAAGAGGAGGCCAACGUAA